Molecule: messenger RNA, 2366 nt
Organism: Scophthalmus maximus (turbot)
Lineage: Eukaryota; Metazoa; Chordata; Actinopteri; Pleuronectiformes; Scophthalmidae
Gene: alg6
Product: ALG6 alpha-1,3-glucosyltransferase
Exons: 14
Coding region: 136-1653 (505 amino acids)
Biological process (GO): protein N-linked glycosylation
Cellular component (GO): endoplasmic reticulum membrane
Molecular function (GO): dolichyl pyrophosphate Man9GlcNAc2 alpha-1,3-glucosyltransferase activity
Source: RefSeq, a predicted model, not a curated record
GAGACGCUGAAACGAAGCCUUGGCUGGAUGACGUAUCCCGGAAGUGAAAACUGUCUCAAUGUGCAGAUUAUUAUUGUUUGUUUUACCGUUUCUUUCUCUUUCAAAGGCUACAUUUUGUUUUGACAGGUCAAAGUUAUGCAGACGUGGAGCCUCGUGUCCAUCUGCGUUCUGCUCGGCGUCGUCGUGAGAUGGGGAGUUUCGCUAAACUCGUAUUCAGGGGCGGCGAGACCUCCCAUGUUUGGCGACUACGAAGCCCAAAGGCACUGGCAAGAAGUGACCUACAACCUCCCUCUGCAGGAAUGGUACUUCAACACCACUGACAAUGACUUGAAUUACUGGGGACUUGACUAUCCUCCUCUUACUGCCUACCACAGCUGGAUCUGUGCCUUUAUAGCCAAUAAGAUAAACCCUGAAUGGGUGGAGCUCCACACAUCCAGAGGUUAUGAAAGCCCAGCACACAAGUUAUUCAUGAGAGCUACAGUCCUGGUGGCAGAUUUGUUGAUAUACAUCCCCGCUGUGGUUUUAUACUGUUUCUAUCUGACUGAUGGAUCCGCAAAGAAAAAGGUUUCCACUCUGUUCUGCUUCCUGCUCUACCCAGGACUAAUUCUCAUCGACUUUGGCCAUUUUCAGUACAAUGGAGUGAGCCACGGCUUCGCUCUGUGGGGUGUUGUGGCACUGGGUCUGGGCUGGGAUGUGUUCGGCUCCAUGGCCUUCUGCCUGGCUCUCAACUACAAACAGAUGGAGCUGUACCACGCGCUGCCCUUCUUCUGCUACCUGCUGGGAAAGUGUGUCAAACUGGGUCUGAUGGGUAGAGGGCUUUCCCUGUUGGUGAGAAUUGCUGUUAGCGUGUUGGUGACUUUUGCCCUCUGCUGGCUGCCUUUCCUGUCUGACCCCGGCCAGGCCUCGCAGGUGGUUAGGAGGAUCUUUCCCGUGGCUCGUGGUCUGUUUGAGGAUAAGGUGGCCAACACAUGGUGCAGCUUGAACGUCCUGAUAAAGAUCAGAUCCAUUGUGUCCAGAGACUCUCAGCUCUACCUCAGUUUGGCCUGCACUCUCCUGGCAGUCCUUCCCUCCUCUAUCCGACUUCUGACAAAGCCCACCUUCUGGCAGUUUAAACUGGCAUUGGCCAAUUCAUCCCUGGCAUUUUUCCUCUUCUCCUAUCAAGUCCAUGAGAAGUCCAUCCUCUUGGCUGCGUUGCCUGUCUGCCUUCUGCUGAAUGACCUGCCCCUGAUGGCCAUUUGGUUCCUGCAGGCCUCAACAUUCAGCAUGCUGCCUCUGUUUCUGAAGGACGGUCUGCUGGUGCCCUACGUCGUGACCUCACUGGCCUUCCUCUUCUUCAGCAUCUAUCUACUGUCUGCACUGGAGCACUGCACAGAGGAACAGCUGAGACUGGGUGCCUACCACAAGCUGUUUUUCUGCCUACCCAAAAUGGACUUGGCCUGUGUAUUGAGAUGGAAGUUCUACAUCAGCAUUGCAGUCAUGGCUGGUUUGAGCGUCGCGAGUGUCGCUCUGGUUCCACCGCCACAUCUUCCUGACUUGUUUCCUGUGUUGGUGUCUGCCACUGCUUUCACUCACUUUCUGGGGACGUUUAUAUAUUUCAACAUUGUCCAGUUCAGCGGGCCGCCCGCCAGAAAGAACCAGAAGAAGAACAACUGAAUGAUGCCAAACCUCAAGGUUCAGAACUCAUUUUGCUCCAGGAACACCAGUAUCUCCUCUUAAUGCGCAUGAAGCCUUUCACUCAUGCGAUCAUGUACCAAAUACAAAUGGCAACAAUUCCUUGUCAAGGCAUCUUAUAAGCCAGAUUUUAACCACACAACAUCAGUGAUGUUGGCUAGAAAAUGUACUGCACUUCAGAAUGACAACUCACAUGUUCUGUGAUAUGAAUUGAAAGGAUCGGGUGGUGAUAUUAUUUCCAGUUUGGACCAAGUCAUUUUGUGAAAUCAUGAAAUGAAUAUUCAGUGUAUAGCCCACACAUUUGAGUUACAGAUAGCUCAGUGCCUGUACACUCAAGCUACAGGAGGUGGCCACAAUAAUAUGAACACCUGUGGUAAUGUUCAAUUAUUGGAGAAAAAAACUGUCAGAAGAGGUGCAGAUUUCAUUUUAUGGGGAUGGUUGAAGCAUUUGUUAGUUUUGAUGUAAGAUGUAAUGAUAUUGUGAGGUAUUUGUGUUAUUUUGUCCACCCUUCUCCGAGGAUUAUGAUUCAAUGCACAUCUGAUGAGACUGGACUCAGGUCUUGUGGUUAGUCAUUAUCUUAUCAUGUGAACUUUUUUUUCUACAAUUUUCUACGGUGAAUUUUUUUAUCCAUCAUUGAAGUUUUUUUGUGCAAAGUCCAUUUUUUGGUGAAAAAUAAAUGAAAUUUUCUCGAUGAA